AUGGAGGACCUGUUCCCUCUCAUCUUCCCUUCGGAGCCGCCCCAGGCCUCCGGCCCCUAUGUGGAAAUCAUCGAGCAGCCCAAGCAGCGGGGUAUGCGCUUCCGUUACAAGUGCGAGGGCCGUUCAGCAGGCAGCAUCCCAGGCGAGAGGAGCACAGAUACCACCAAGACCCACCCCACCAUUAAGAUCAAUGGCUACACAGGGCCAGGGACAGUUCGCAUCUCCCUAGUCACCAAGGACCCCCCUCACCGGCCUCACCCCCACGAGCUUGUGGGGAAGGACUGCCGAGAUGGCUUCUAUGAGGCUGAGCUCAGCCCGGACCGCUGCAUCCACAGCUUCCAGAACCUGGGGAUCCAGUGUGUGAAGAAGCGGGACCUGGAACAGGCCAUCAGUCAGCGUAUCCAGACCAACAACAAUCCCUUCCAAGUCCCCAUAGAGGACCAGCGUGGGGACUAUGACCUGAAUGCGGUGCGGCUCUGCUUCCAGGUGACAGUGCGCGACUCAUCAGGCAGGCCCCUCCGCCUGCCACCUGUCCUCUCUCAUCCCAUCUUUGACAACCGCGCCCCGAACACCGCUGAGCUCAAGAUCUGCCGAGUGAACCGGAACUCGGGGAGCUGCCUCGGCGGGGAUGAGAUCUUCCUGCUGUGUGACAAGGUGCAGAAAGAGGACAUCGAGGUGUGUUUCACGGGACCGGGCUGGGAGGCCCGAGGCUCCUUCUCACAGGCUGACGUACAUCGGCAAGUGGCCAUCGUGUUCCGGACACCCCCCUAUGCGGAUCCCAGCCUGCAGGCCCCAGUGAGGGUCUCCAUGCAGCUGCGGCGGCCCUCUGAUCGGGAGCUCAGUGAGCCCAUGGAAUUCCAGUACCUGCCAGACACAGAUGAUCGUCACCGGAUUGAGGAGAAACGCAAGAGGACAUAUGAGACUUUCAAGAGCAUCAUGAAAAAGAGUCCUUUCAAUGGACCCACAGACCCACGGCCUCCGCCCCGGCGCAUUGCUGUGCCUUCCCGCAGUGCAGCUUCCGUCCCCAAGCCAGCCCCUCAGCCCUAUCCCUUUACGCCGUCCCUCAGCACCAUCAACUUUGAGGAGUUUUCCCCCAUGAUGUUUUCUUCUGGGCAGAUGCCAAGCCAGGCCCCGGCCCCGGUGCUGGCCCAGGCCCCUGCCCCGGCCAUGGCGUCAGCUCUGGCCCAGGCCCCAGCUCCUGUGCCGGUCUUAGCCCCGGGCCCUGCUCAGGCUGUGGCCCCGCCAGCCCCCAAGGCCACCCAGGCCGGGGAAGGGACACUGACCGAGGCCCUGCUGCAGCUGCAGUUUGAUGCCGACGAGGACCUGGGGGCCCUGCUUGGCAGCAGCACGGACCCAGCCGUGUUCACGGACCUGGCAUCCGUUGACAACUCGGAGUUUCAGCAGCUGCUGAACCAGGGUGUGUCUAUGGCCCCCCACGCAGCCGAGCCCAUGCUGAUGGAGUACCCUGAGGCUAUAACUCGCCUGGUGACAGGGUCCCAGAGGCCCCCCGACCCAGCUCCUACCCCCCUGGGUGCCUCGGGGCUUCCCAAUGGCCUCCUCUCAGGGGAUGAAGACUUCUCUUCCAUCGCAGACAUGGACUUCUCAGCCCUGCUAAGUCAGAUCAGCUCCUAA
Messenger RNA from Orycteropus afer afer, 1632 nucleotides. RefSeq names its product RELA proto-oncogene, NF-kB subunit (gene RELA). The record is from RefSeq and is a predicted model, not a curated record. Gene Ontology annotation, biological process: cellular response to stress; response to cytokine; canonical NF-kappaB signal transduction. Gene Ontology annotation, molecular function: RNA polymerase II cis-regulatory region sequence-specific DNA binding; DNA-binding transcription factor activity, RNA polymerase II-specific. NCBI's taxonomy places the organism in Eukaryota, Metazoa, Chordata, Mammalia, Tubulidentata, Orycteropodidae. Gene Ontology annotation, cellular component: cytoplasm.